This is a messenger RNA of Suillus subalutaceus, 3609 nucleotides long. RefSeq lists its product as uncharacterized. Gene Ontology annotation, cellular component: nucleus. Gene Ontology annotation, molecular function: DNA-binding transcription factor activity, RNA polymerase II-specific. Gene Ontology annotation, biological process: regulation of transcription by RNA polymerase II. The record is from RefSeq and is a predicted model, not a curated record. NCBI's taxonomy places the organism in Eukaryota, Fungi, Basidiomycota, Agaricomycetes, Boletales, Suillaceae. The transcript has 4 exons. The coding region runs from base 1 to 3609 and encodes 1202 amino acids.
AUGGCCCACCCUGCCAUAUGGAGAGGAAAACAGUUUUUCUACCCUAUUGGCAAUACAUCUGCAGUUUGCCUCACACAGGAUCUUUGCCCAUCUGAAAAAGCAGAUGUGCUGCUUCUUGGAUGUGGCGAUCUGAGGCAUAUCCUUUACACUGUAUAUACAGACAGCACGGGCUCGCAAGCAUCACGAAAACUGGACUUCACUUGCUGUGACCUUGAGAGUGCAGUCAUUGGCGAGCUCAGAUUUAACAUUCGAUCUCGUAAUGCUAUCUUAUUCACGCUCCUUGCCGACGAAGACGCUGUGCAGAAAGUGCCGCAAAUUUGGAACAUCUUUUUCCACUUUUAUCUCGACAAAGCUUCCCGUGACCUGCUCAUAUCACAGUGCAGGAAGUUGGUCGAGCUAUCCAGUGAUAUGGAUAGCUGGAACAACGGUCCUUAUGGACAUUUCCUUCGCAUGUGCACUAGAGAUACUCUCGCCGAGCUGCGGCGCCUUUGGCAGCUCUACGUCAAGACGACGACCUGCUCUCCUAGCGAAGCAAAAGCAUUUGAAUCCGCAUAUGCCGCUGAUGUCAAAGCUUCCAAGGCGAAAUUCAAAUUCGUGUGCACAUCAAGCCGCGCAGCUGGGCCUCUAUCGAUGUAUGCGCUCAAGAUGGCGGGUGAUCACUACAACAUUUACUGGGAGACAGGCAUAUGCUCUGCCGUCCCUAAGAGACCAUCGGAGGUGUCACAUCCAAAUCCAACCUUAGCAUACUCCAUGGUCGGCGACAAAUUUGGGGUUCACUAUGGAACAGAUCCUCUCUCUUGCUUUCAUUUGGCUGAAGCGCUUGCGCCAGCUCCCGGAAACUCUUGCCAUCCAGAGAAAGUUGCUCUGAAAGACAUAAUAAAUGUCUGCAAGACGCAGUUUUCCCAGUGGUGCACUUCUGUUUCCAAGGUCUUGGGCAGUCAAGGUUCAUCUUCCCCGAGCCCGCUCAUCAUACGCUGCUUUGUGGGAGACGCUCUGAGCUUGUGUCAAGCUCUUGGCUACUCCCACACCACGAAAUCGACAUCCACGCCAUUCCCUGUCGCGCCUUGGAAGAGCGCAUGUAUCACCUUUGAUCCUGAAGCUUACGGAACCGAUACAAAGUCACUUGCGCCAACCACGUUCAACAUCAUUGAUACGUCCAACCUUCUUGAUCACGUCGGCGUGUUGAACAUCCUCGUUGUUACUUGUCCUAUUCUUCAGCGAGCUCCAACUGCUACGUUGUACACGGAAGGUCUCUCUUGUCUCUCCGGGAGCAGCCCAGAAGACACGCUGCCACAACAACUCUGCGGAGAUGUUGCCGCUAUUGGGCUGCUCCUCGGCCUCAUUCCCGUGUCCUUUGUUUCGCAGUUCACGAACCGCUCAAAUAUGCACGAGCUCCUGAUGCAAUCCGCGAAAGAGGACGUAACUCAGAAUUACGAGCGCCUCGCUUGGAAGCUGCUCGGCCGGACUGAGAAAUUCGCCACUGAUCUUGACUGCCCCAUCGAAAUCGCUCCAGAGCAGCUUGCAGGCGUCCUCUUCAAUCUUUACCUCGACAUAUUUUUUUAUCAGAACAUGACACGAAAGAUGACCAUGGUCAAACAGUCUCCAUUGUCAAUCAGAAUCUAUGGGGACAUACAUUACCACCGUCGUGCGUACGCGGAGAUUCUGAGUGUCGUCAAGAGGAGGGUGAUCACAGAGUGGGCCCCAACCAUGAACAUACUUCAUGACAAGAUACUGGGUGACAGGACCCUUCUGACUGGGAUGAACCAUUAUCAAGAUCUCUGCUGCCAGCUACACCUUCUUGGCGUUUUCACUGUGGAAUGGAUGUCUCUACAAAAGGUACAGGAGGUGUGUCGCCUUGAGAGGCCUCUUGUCUUUCGCGAUUGGAAGACACUCCAGCAAACCGUCUGUGUCGUCCUCAUCAUUCCUCGGGCUCGACUCCAGCCGCUCUUGCCAGCUCUUGACGAGGCUGGAACACCUGUGUUGCAGUGUGACGUCAGGGGAGCAGUAACCUCGAAUACGUUUUCAUGCAUCAACACAGUUUUUGGAACUGUCAAGAUCAGCGGCAAGGGCGAUAGAAAAACUGCAGCCAUUGAGGAGGACGCCACUAGACGGUAUGGAACUUCCCCUCUCGUGGUGUGGUUCUGGGUGCCAUCCGUUGUGAUUGCAAACGAGCAUCGGAUGUCGGUCGUUCUGACUGUUCUAUCCACCCCGGCGACUUUUUCACUCACCAUGAAGCUAGGAUUUGACCUUUCCUUAUUCCGUGCGGACAUGGGAGAUGAGCAACUUGUGCACAUCCUGCGACAGCGUCCUAAUUUUGUCCCAGAGAGUCCUGAGGAGAAGAGUAUUCAGAUCAGCGAUCGUCCUAUGAAGACGCCUGGCGCCACAUUUGUGACGUUAGAUAAAGAAUGCAAGAAACCUCUGUCAUUUACCACACGGGUGGAUAUCGUCGAACCGGAGAUGAAAGCUUCCUUGACCAGCGGUGCUACUCCCACUGUGAACCAGGCUUCCAUGCAUUCAAUCGCCAUCGUUCUUGGAGACAAGUCUUUGCAAUUCCCUUUCCCGCUUCCUAUCGAUGCCAAGAAAGCCAAGCUACGCAUUGCACGAAAGUCGCUAUACAUCGAAGUUACCUUGCCCCUAAAACUUGCUCUUGGAGAAACCGACCCGGACAUGUUCCCUGUUAUCCCGCACGGAGGUGAUCUUGCCCUGUGGAACAUGCACCGCGUCAACCUCGACCAAUGCGUGCCCUUCAGCAUCACCAAUAAGAAGGCUCUCGACUGGGUCAACCCUCACGUCUCCCUCAUGCUGUCUGAGCGUGAAAGACGCAUUCCCGAGAGUUUGACAACAGGGUCCACGCUGCUGGAUAUCAAGCAUACACUUCAUGUAAUCUUUGGGCACGCAAGUGGUACCACGGAUGGCAAACCCCCUCUAUGCUACGCCCUGCAGGAAGAACAUAAGGUCUUCGUUAUGUUACACAUCACAGACCUCCGGUUGGACCUCGGCUCGCACGCUAUAGUCGCUGACGCUUGGGUGAUGCCGUCUUCUCCCGAGCCUGCGAAGAUCGAGGCUUUCGGCAAGGUUUCUAAACAUGUGAUGUCUGGCACCAAUAUGAAGCAAUUGGGGAUAGCUGCUGAGGAGAGGAAAGCAUGGAUGCACCUCCUUGUGGCCGCAACGGAGCGGUGCCGUACCUGGGAACACAAGACCAACUGCGAAUAUCGCGUUAAAGGCGCUAUCCCUCUAACUUUUGAGCCAGAUCGAAAUCCUAUUUGCUCUUGCGGCGCUGGGGUGGGGACAGAAGUGUUUGUGAAGAAAUAUCCAAUGCUUCGCCCACUUGCACCGUAUGUGACGAGGGCAGCGAUCAGUCCGCUGUUCGCGCUGUCGUACAUGGAAAGGGUCGGUAGGCCGAAAGAUGCCGAUGCCACGAAGACUCCACCGACGCCUGUGUCAGCAGCAACGGUGCAUCAUGUGUGCGCGACUUGUGGAAAGGAAGGAAGUGGUUCUGGAUCGUUGUUGAUUUGCAGUCGGUGCAGGGUUGUGCGGUAUUGUUCAGCGAACUGUCAGCGCGAGGACUGGAAAGGGCACAAGAAGCACUGCGUAGUCCCAUCUUCCUGA